UUUCACUGAAUAUUUUUUUUUCUUUUACGGGAAAUACAUCAUUAGUUCUUGAUUUCUUAAUUAUCAGAUUUAAUAUAGUUUGACUAAAUUAAAUAAGAAGGAGAAGAAGACCACCUCCUCACAUUCGCCGCGGAACAUGAUAAAAUGGCUAAAAGACAUUUGCUGAAAGCCGUGGAACAACAAACCAGAGAGAAGCUAGACAAGUUCUCCAAGAAAGCCUUAGAUCGAUCGAUAUGAGCACUCAAGCGACAGGGACUUCGUCAACAUCAGGGAGGAGGAGAGGACCACCACCACUACCUUCCAAGAAACCAGACCAAUCAGAGCACCACGGAAGCUUCGUCAACAACCUACCAAACUCACCUCAACCUCCUUCUAACGUAGAGAGAACAGUUAAGAAGCUUCGGUUAGACAAAGCCAUCACCAUCCCCGAAGGCACCACCGUCUUCGACGCGUGUCGGAGAAUGGCUGCCCGUCGCGUCGGCGCCAUUCUCCUGACCAACUCAAGCUCCCUCCUCUCCGGUAUCUGCACAGACAAAGACAUAGCUUCAAGAGUCAUCGCCGAAGGGUUAAAACCAGACCAGACUCCUGUCUCCAAAGUCAUGACGAGAAACCCUGUCUUCGUCACCUCUGACUCCUUAGCCUUAGAUGCUCUUCAAAAAAUGGUUCAAGGGAGGUUCAGACACUUGCCAGUUGUUGAAAACGGCGAAGUCAUUGCUAUGUUAGACAUCACGAAGUGUUUAUACGAUGCGAUCUCGAGGAUGGAGAAGGCCGCGGAGCAAGGCAGUGCUUUAGCUGCAGCGGUGGAAGGUGUUGGAGGAGGAGCUGGUGGGUACGGUUUCAUCGAGACGUUGAGGGAAGGGAUGUUCAAGCCCGCCUUGUCUACGAUUAUCACCGAUAGCUCCAAAGUUGUGCUCGUUGCGCCAUCAGAUUCGGUCUACGUCGCUGCGAGAAGGAUGCGUGAUCUGCGCGUUAACUCUGUGAUCAUCUCAAUGGGGAGCAAGAUCCAAGGGAUACUGACUUCUAAGGACAUUCUUAUGCGACUUGUAGUCCAAAACUUAUCUCCUGAAACGAUUCUUGUCGAGAAAGUGAUGACGCCUAGUCCCGAAUGCGUGUCGCUAGAGACGACGAUUCUCGACGCGUUGCAUACGAUGCACGACGGGAGGUUCUUGCAUCUUCCGGUGUUGGACAAAGACGGUUCGGUUGCGGCGUGCGUUGACGUGUUGCAGAUAACUCACGCGGCUAUCUCGAUGGUUGAGAACAGCUCCGGAGCUGUGAACGACGUGGCUAACACCAUGAUGCAGAAGUUUUGGGAUUCGGCUCUUGCGUUGGACCCGGUUGAUCAUGAUUCGGACGGUCAUAGUGAAAUGUCGGGGAUGAUGAUGAUGCAUCGUCAUUCAGAUAUUGGGAAGCUCACUUCUUGCCCUUCUCUAGAGCUAGAGAACUCGUUUUCAUUCAAAGUCAAAGACCUUAAGGGCCGUGUGCAUCGGUUUAGUUCCGGUGGUGAAAGCCUUGAAGAGCUGAUGGGUGUUGUGAUGCAAAGAAUCGGUAUUGAUGUGGAGGAACAAAGGCCUCAGAUUGUGUAUGAGGAUGAUGAAGGUGAUAAGGUGUUGAUUACGUCGGAUAGUGAUUUGGUUGGUGCUGUUGCUCUUGCUAGGUCUACAGGACAGAAGGUGCUGAGGCUGUUUCUGGACUUCACCGAGACAGAAACAAGGAGCUUGGGUUUGGAAACGGGUCAACUCAAGAAAGUGAGUACUCUGGAUGGAAAGGGAUGUGGCGGGUGGGUUACAUGGCGUGGUGGUGUUGUGGUUACAGGAGCUGUUGUGAUAACGAGCGUAGCUGUAGUUGUUUACUUAAAACGCUCAAAGACAUGAUUCUGAUAAAGCAUAAUAACUAUCUUUCUUUAUAUUAUUGUAAGCUUCAUAUUAUACAAUAUUGUUGUCUCUUUUGUCAGUUUGGGUUUACAUGUUGUAAAUCCUAUUCAGAAGAGAACAUAAGGUUUGACAGAGUUCAUGUAAAACAUCUUAAACCGAGAAAAUAAAACCAGGGAAUGUUGUUGUACU
Brassica napus (rape) is the source of this 2060-nucleotide messenger RNA. RefSeq names its product CBS domain-containing protein CBSCBSPB3-like. Bases 234 to 1871 code for a protein of 545 amino acids. The record is from RefSeq and is a predicted model, not a curated record. Gene Ontology annotation, molecular function: protein binding. Lineage: Eukaryota; Viridiplantae; Streptophyta; Magnoliopsida; Brassicales; Brassicaceae. The transcript has 2 exons.